GGGGCGGGCCGAAGUGGGGCGCAAGCGUACUGCGGUUUGAGUCUCGGGACCCCUCUCGGAGAGACUAUGGCGCUCAACAAGAAUCACUCGGAGGGCGGCGGAGUGAUCGUCAACAACACGGAGAGCAUCCUGAUGUCCUAUGAUCAUGUGGAACUCACGUUCAAUGACAUGAAGAAUGUGCCAGAAGCCUUCAAAGGGACCAAGAAAGGCACGGUCUACCUUACCCCUUACCGGGUCAUCUUCCUGUCCAAGGGGAGGGACGCCAUGCAGUCUUUCAUGAUGCCCUUCUACCUGAUGAAGGACUGUGAGAUCAAGCAGCCCGUGUUCGGGGCCAACUACAUCAAGGGCACGGUGAAGGCCGAAGCCGGAGGCGGCUGGGAAGGCGCCGCUUCCUACAAGUUGACCUUCACAGCAGGGGGCGCCAUUGAGUUCGGACAGCGGAUGCUGCAGGUGGCCUCUCAAGCCUCCAGAGGUGAAGCCCCCAAUGGAGCCUAUGGGUACCCUUACAUGCCCAGCGGGGCCUAUGUCUUUCCCCCGCCAGUCGCCAAUGGAAUGUACCCCUGCCCUCCAGGCUACCCCUACCCACCGCCCCCACCUGAGUUCUAUCCAGGACCUCCCAUGAUGGACGGGGCCAUGGGAUAUGUGCAGCCCCCACCACCACCCUAUCCUGGGCCCAUGGAACCUCCGGUCAGCAGCCCAGAUGUCCCGUCCACUCCUGCAGCCGAGGCUAAGGCUGCAGAAGCAGCUGCCAGCGCCUAUUACAACCCAGGCAACCCACACAAUGUGUACAUGCCCACGAGCCAGCCUCCGCCACCCCCCUACUACCCCCCGGAAGAUAAGAAGACCCAGUAGAGCCCGCCCACCUCCCUGCCUCCACCCUCAGGCUCUCUCCCACCUGUCCCUGGGGCAGGUCUGCUGACCAGCAGUCCCCAGGAGCUGGCCUUGCGGGAGGGGCGGGCCCGGCCUCUGGAUCCACGCCCCCAGCUGCUCCCCCAGCUCAGAGCCCAGCUCUGGGGCUCUCCUUGGGAGCACGGGCUGCCCCGUCCCUGGUUUGCUCCGGUAGCUUCUCCCCACGGCGGCGCUCUUUGGCCACCUCCUCACCGCAGUCCAGCUCCCCGGGUCUGGUAACCUCCCGCACUCUGUCCUGAGCUCCGGCAGACCUGCCCCGUGUCUUCCCCGCAGGUCCCUGCAGGCCCUGGCACCUCCCCGCGCUGGUCUGUUGUGUAGCCCGGGAAGGCCCCAUCCCGACCGGCCAGCCAAGGCCCCGCCACCCCAGCUGCCUCUCCUCCUUAGCUAUUCCGCCACCACGAGGCCACUGCGGCCGGGACGGGAGCCGCUCUGCCCCCUGCUAGCGCUCCUGAACUCUGCUUCCCGAGCGGAGCUGAGCAGUGCACGUGUCCCCCACGCCAGCCAGGCGGGCUGGGGACCAGGCCCCCGCCCCGUGUGCUGCCGAGCCCUGCGCCCGCCCCGCGGCCGCUUCCCUGCACCCCUGGAUGCACUAACAUUGCUCUCGUUUGUUCCCAGACUGGCCACCGAGUGAGGAGAUGGUUAUUUAAAGAGAAUUCCCUAUUUAUUUGACAAAAAAAAAAAAUCCAGUUAAUAUAUUAAUGUGAAGUAAACCCUGUUUGCACCUUGAUUUGUUUGCUAAAAAUGUGAAAUAAUAAAAUGACGUAA
This is a messenger RNA of Lepus europaeus (European hare), 1674 nucleotides long. It is a transcript of the gene WBP2, whose product is annotated as WW domain binding protein 2. Gene Ontology annotation, cellular component: nucleus. Gene Ontology annotation, molecular function: chromatin DNA binding; transcription coactivator activity. The transcript has 8 exons. Gene Ontology annotation, biological process: positive regulation of DNA-templated transcription. Bases 67 to 852 code for a protein of 261 amino acids. The record is from RefSeq and is a predicted model, not a curated record. Lineage: Eukaryota; Metazoa; Chordata; Mammalia; Lagomorpha; Leporidae.